CUCGGCAUGCAGAUACAACUUUCCAUUUUUUGCCUUUCUUCUGCUUUCUUUCAACUUUAAAGACUGAUUUGACCUGGCUCUGCUCUCUUCUCUUGGACUUUAAGAUUUGUUAUAUUUUCUGUAAUUCCUGUUAUAGCAACCUUCACUUCUGGGAAUGUUCUCUGUAUUCCAAUGUUUGUCUGGUGUUUUUCCGCAGCACCUAGUGAACCUGUUGGCUCGCCUCGCCAACGAUAACAUCGGAUACGUGGACUGGACACCUUAUAUUCCCACAAUCUUCACAAGGAUCCUGCGCAGUUUCAAUCUUCCAGUUGGGGUCAGUCAGAUGGUCGCACCGAGGUAUCUGACCAACUCCUAUGACACCGGGCACUUGGUGUUGUGGAUCACAGCACUUCUGGGUGGACCAGGAAACCCUGCGCAGAAGGAGCUGACCUGCCUCUUCAACAGCAUCGCCUCCUUCUACCAUCCUUCCAAUCAUGGUCGCUGGCAGGCCCGACUGAUGAGGUUGCUUCAGCGUCUCCCAGCGAGCGUCGUGCGCCGCGUGCAUCGGGAGCGCAAUGCUGACCCCAGCUGGAUCACGCUGGUUCCUGAGAGCCAGAGGCUGACUGAUGAGGACUUGCAGGACUUCACCCGCAGUUUGAUUGGGGCCGCCCUGCUGGCCAUGUUCAGUAAAACCGGGAGCACAGACGCAGCCUACGCUCUGCAGAACCUCGCUCUCCUCACACCGGAACUCGUUAUCCCACCUGUACUUGAGAAGAUGUACGCAGCGAUGGAGACCCUGACGGAGCCGCACACCCUAACAGCCACGCUCAGCUGCAUGAUCGGCAUGGCUCGGAGCCUGGUUUCCCCUAACAACCGUUACCCAGAGGGCCGUGCACACGUGCUCCCAUUGCUCAUGGGCUCUCUGCCAGGGGUUGACCCAAACGACUUCAGCAAGUGCAUGAUAACUUUCCAAUUCAUCGCCACUUUCACCACCCUGGUGCCUUUAGUGGACUGUUCGUCUGCUCCUUCCCGAUACAGUGAACUCACAGAGACUGAAAAAGAUCUGUGUUUUGCUUCGGCUGAGUUUGAAGACUUCGUUCUCCAGUUUCUGGACAGGUGUUUUGCUCUGAUAGACAGCAGUACUCUGGAACAGACGAGGGACGAGAUGGAGACAGAUACACAGACUCAUCUGGAGAGUCUGGUGGAGCUUGGCCUUUCGUCUACUGUUAGCACCAUCCUCACACAAUGCUCCAAACAGAUAUACAAGAUGGCGUUGCAGAAGGUGUAUAACUUUGCCACCUGCAACGUCUUUGAGACGUGUGUGUCGGGCAGGAUGGUGGCUGACAUGUGCAGAGCUGCGGCAAAGUGUCAUCCUGCCGAGUCUCUCCGUCUGUUCGUCCCUCACUGCUGCAGCGUCAUUUUCCACAUAACAGACAAUGAGGAGCUGCGGAGUGAGGACGAGCUGGAUAAGGAGCUGCUGUGGAACCUCCAGCUGCUCUCUGAGAUAACCCGUGUGGAUGGUGAACAGCUGUUGAAAUACCAAGGGGACCUGGAGCGGAUCCUGUGUGUGUGCGUGCGUCUGCGCUGUAAAAGAGCGUACACACUCGCCUGCAAUCUGCUGGAGCACACGCUCCGCUCGCUGUCCCUCAUAUAUCCAACCGAGUACCGCAGCACCCCUGGAGGAUUCAAUACUGACCUCCCUAUACGGGACUGGGGCAGAGCUGGAGAUGUGGCAGCAUUGGGUGUGUGUUGGCACGUGCCCAGUCAGGAGGAGGAGAACUUUGUUUUCCAGCUGCUGUCCCGCCUCCUGCACCCGGAGCUGCAGCGAAUCAAGAGCCACAUCUCUGGAGAUCAGCCAAUGAGCAGGGAGGAGCUGUUGCAGAGUCUUGCCAUCGUGCAGCACUGCCUCCUCGGAGCUGGGAGCAUGCUGCCCCCUCUGGAUGGACCACACGUAUCUGACCUCGUGCCCUCCAUGGUAAAUCUGGGCGAGAUCAAGCUGCACAUAGGCGUUGAAUACGAUGAUUCACGGGAGAACUACAGAGAGUCCAUCUGCCAAACCAUGAGACUGCUGCUACAUCACAUCCUGGAGCACUCUGAGGAUGACACAAAGUCGCUCUUUGUCAUCAUUAAGAUCAUCAGUGACCUCAUGUUUUUCCGCGGCACUCACAAGAAAGAGUUUGAUUCGCGCUGGAAAAGCUUCACUCUGGUUAAGAAGUCGAUGGAAAACAGGCUUCUCGGGAAAAAGCAGCACAUCAGAGCGCUGCUCAUUGACAGGGUUCUGCUCCAACAUGAGAUGAGGAAGCUGGUGGUGGACGGCAGUGAAUAUAAAGUGGUUCAUCAGGAGCUGCUCUGUAAUCUGCUGCUGCUUUCGACCAGCACUUACAGCCAGGUUCGCAGCAGGGCCCAGAGUGUGCUGAUGGCCGCUAUGGGAACAUUAAGCUUCGCCUACAGAGACCUGAUUCCCCAAAUCCUCCAACUGCUCUCCCCACAACUAACAAAAGGCUCACAGCAGCAGUUUAAGGGCGCUCUGUACUGCCUGCUGAGUGUGCACAGUGGCAUGUGUCUGGCCAGUACAAGGGACUGGGACUGUGUCGGGGCUGUGUGGCCCGCUCUGGUCCGUUGUGGCCUGUCUCCAACCAUGACCCUGGACGAUCCCUCCAUUGGUCGACUGCUGGAUGACAUCAUUGACAGGAUCCACCGCCAGCACGACACCAUCGGAAUCUAUUUUACUGUAUCUGAAGGUUGUGUAGAGGUGGCCAAUCGCAUCGCUCAGUCCAAAAAGCCCACCCCUUGUUUAGAAGCACCGUCUGUAGAGGAGCUGAAAGAGGGCCUUCAACGCCAGCGAAUCAGAAAUGUGGUUACAGCAAGAAAAUAUGAGAAGCUGGUCAAUGAUCUCUUGGAUUGCCUUGAGGACAGCGACCUGCCCUGGAAGUUUGAGCACAUGGCCACAGACUUGUUGUCUCUCCAGCUGCGAGACGAUCAUCCUCUGCCCCACGACGCCGUCCUCUUCUUCACACAGGGCCUCAUACAUGACUCCAUCAGUAUACGCAAGGUGGCGAUCUCAGCGCUGGCCGGAGUCCUGAAACAGCUGAAAAGACCAACAAAGAAAGAAGCUGUUAAACCAUCAGACAUCAGUGGUUUGGAGGAUCCAGAGGGUGUGUGUGUCGGGGAUCGUGAGGGGAACUGCUGGCUUCAGUACGACAGCAACAACCUCCCCCUGAGUCAGGAGCAGUGGGAUUCUCAGCACUUUGUGGAGAAAACACACUUGGGCUACUACACAUGGCCGAGAGAAAUGAUGAUCUAUGCAGCUUCUGAGAAGUCAAAAGAUGACCUGCAGUAUGAAGAGAUGAGCGAGGGUGAAAAGAUCAUCUUUGAAUAUUUCUCGGACCCGGAGUUUAUCGACCAGCUCAUGGAGUUCCUCUCUCUGGAGGAUCGGAAGGGAAAAGACAGCUUCAACCCGCGACGCUUCUGCCUUUUCAAGGGGCUGUUUCGUAACUAUGGUGACGUAUUCCUGCCGUUACUAUGGCCUCACCUGGAGCAGCUUGCCAGCGAUCCCCAUGAGAGCUCGCAGCGCUGUGUGUGUGAGAUUACUGCAGGACUAAUCAGGGGCAGCAAACUCUGGAGUUUCAGCCAGGUGGACAGGCUGUGGAAGCUUUUGUGCCCUUUGAUCAGAACAGCUUUAACCAACAUCACAGUGGAGACCUACACAGACUGGGGCACCUGCAUCGCCACUGCCUGCGAGGGCCGGGACCCGAGGAAACUCCACUGGCUGAUGGAGCUACUGAUGGAGAGCCCGCUCAGCGGAGAGGGCGGCUCGUUCAGAGAUGCCAGUUUGCUGUACGUGCUUCAGGGGGGUCUGGCCCAGCAGCAGUGGAGAGUUUCUGAGCUGCUGCACCGGCUGCUGGCAUACCUGGAGCCCAAACUCACCCAGGUGUAUAAGAAUGUCAGGGAGCGCAUUGGAAGUGUCCUGACCUAUAUCUUUAUGAUAGACGUGGCUCUGCCCCACACGGCGCCCACGUCCUCCCCCCACGUGGCAGAGUUUGUCACCCGGGUCCUGGAGCGGCUCAAGCCCCUCACGUCGGAGCCGGAGAUCCACAACCACGUCCACGAGGAGAACACCCAGGAGACGGACGAGCGCACCCAGGCUGUCAAACUGCUCAAGACGGUGUUGAAAUGGUUGAUGGCGAGCGCGGGGCGAACUUUCACCACCCCUGUUCAGCAGCAACUACAGCUCCUGCCUUUACUCUUCAAGAUCGCCCCGGUGGAGAUUGAUGAGAGCUAUGAUGAGAUGAAGCAGGAUGCACGCACGUGUCUCUCUCUCAUGUCCCAGGGCCUGCUGUAUCCCGAACACAUCCCUCUGGUGCUGGCCGCGCUGGAAGAGAUGGCAGGCAGCAGGUCAUGGCACGCCCGUUUCUCAGUACUGACCUACCUCCAGAUUAUGGUUUUCUACAACUUGUUUAUCCUGCUCAGUGUUCCUGCGGAGGUACUCUGCAUCCGUGAGCUCGUAAUGCAGCUGCUGCUUGAUGAACAACUCGAGGUGAGGGACAUGGCAGGCACCACCCUCAGUGGUUUACUGCAGUGCCAGUUCUUCCCCCUGGACUCCAGUCUGCAGACACAGCUCCAGACGCUGAGUCAGACUCCCCUCCCCAAGGCCAGAGGAGAGCUGUCCUCCACAGACUUGGUGCGGCGCCAUGCUGGAGUGCUCGGCCUCAGUGCAUGCAUUCUGUCGAGCCCCUAUGAUGUCCCGGACUGGAUGCCUCAGAUUCUGAUGAACCUGAGCGACCACCUCAAUGACCCACAGCCUAUAGAGCUGACGGUGAAGAAGACCCUCUCUGAGUUCAGGCGUACCCACCACGAUAACUGGCAGGAGCACCGUCAGUCGUUCACCGAUGACCAGCUGCUGGUGCUCACAGACCUGCUGGUGUCGCCCUGUUACUACGCCUAGACAGCCAGCUGCCUUCCCACGUCCUCUAACACAGACUGACCGACCUGCCCAUCCAAAAAUAUGAUUUCACUUUUGAACACUCUUCAGUGCCGCCUGUUAAAAUAACCUCUGAUGUUGCUGCAGUGGCGGAGAGCCCUGCGUCUGGAACCUCACCGCCGAUGUUGGCCUUCAGUAAACCAAGCACACAUUUAAAAAAAAAAAAAACAAGCAGUCCUGGGCAAAAGUGAUUUCCAAUAUUUAACCUAGUGGAUUUAUUUUGUCCUGACAAACAGUUCAGCAGCCCCAAAGGUGGCCAUCUUACUUUACACUACCCACCCUAUAGAUGUAUUACUUUCUGUUUCUUGUAAAAAUAUAUAUUCAUGAGUCAGAAAUAUAUUUUCAAAUCUCUAUUUUAUUUAUGUACUUGACUGUACCUACUUUUAAAAGUUAUUUAAAUAAUACUUAAAAGUUGGAACUCAAUUUGUAUUCUGUAAAUAUAAGAGAACAUAUAGUGUAUGACAUUAAACUACAAUUUUAUAUUAGUAGAAAACUACAAACGCUGAAUGCAAAACUACAUGUAUAACAUAGAACUUAACAUGCAAUGUGCGAAUAAGAUAAGAAACUUAAUUCAUCUCUUGUUGGGUAUAAUUCACUUGUAACAGCAGAUCAAGAGUCAAGAGUAAAAAUAUAUAAUCAUAUAUUGUACUUGUAUAAAAUGUGAUAUUACCUGCUUUAAAGCAUACAACUAUAAAUGAUAUAACGAUGCUGUAAUGCCACUUGUAUCAUAUUCCUAUACAACACAUUCUGUUGUAGCUCCUCUCUGAUCAUUAACUGUUGUAUUGCUGUGAAUACUGUAAAUUAACUUCAUCCUUUAUGAAGAGAGGAGUGUAUUUUAUUUCUUGUGGAGAUGUUUGUCAGAGAUACUGAUCAUUAAAAAAAAAAACAACUGCGGUUAUCUGCAUACAUAUAACACACAGCAGGUUAUAGUUCUGCACAGAUAGAAAUACAAGGUGUUUCUUUCUGUGUGGACAGCAUUUCAUUUUGAACCAAACAUGUUGUACACAUGUUGCUACAGACCACAGUCAAUAAACACUUGUAACUGGUU
This is a messenger RNA of Labrus bergylta (ballan wrasse), 6008 nucleotides long. It is a transcript of the gene psme4b, whose product is annotated as proteasome activator subunit 4b. Lineage: Eukaryota; Metazoa; Chordata; Actinopteri; Labriformes; Labridae. Gene Ontology annotation, cellular component: spermatoproteasome complex; nucleus; cytosol. The record is from RefSeq and is a predicted model, not a curated record. Gene Ontology annotation, molecular function: proteasome binding; peptidase activator activity. Gene Ontology annotation, biological process: proteasomal ubiquitin-independent protein catabolic process.